Sciurus carolinensis (gray squirrel) is the source of this 387-nucleotide messenger RNA. It is a transcript of the gene Vsig10l2, whose product is annotated as V-set and immunoglobulin domain containing 10 like 2. The record is from RefSeq and is a predicted model, not a curated record. The transcript has 4 exons. Lineage: Eukaryota; Metazoa; Chordata; Mammalia; Rodentia; Sciuridae. Bases 1 to 285 code for a protein of 94 amino acids.
AUGCUGAGCUGCGAAUGGCCUGGAGGCGAGCCUCCUGCUAUGCUGAGGUGGCUUGAUGGGCAGCAGCAGCCCCUGGGCAGCAGCAGCUCUUCACUAGCCGUCCACCUCCUACAGGCCCAGGGUGAUCUGGCUGGCAAAGAGUUCACCUGCCAGGGCUCUCACCCACUCAGGACUCCUGACCCCUACUGCAGGCUCCAGCUGGGGGGCAAAGGCACCGACAGAGGGGAGCAAGGGAAAACACUGAGGUGCCUGCAGGCACUGAACCACCCAGCACCCCAAGUCUAGAUCCUGCACAAGAACCCUCUGAUGCUCCAGUAAAUGUCACCAUCACUGUGACUGCAACACCAUGAAGCCAAAGAGGAAGACUCUACAGCCAGUGCAAGGCCC